This is a messenger RNA of Lagopus muta (rock ptarmigan), 1331 nucleotides long. RefSeq names its product low affinity immunoglobulin epsilon Fc receptor-like. Lineage: Eukaryota; Metazoa; Chordata; Aves; Galliformes; Phasianidae. The transcript is spliced from 10 exons. The record is from RefSeq and is a predicted model, not a curated record. Bases 29 to 991 code for a protein of 320 amino acids.
GGAGGUUUUUGGGAAAGAAGGAGCGGAGAUGGCACAGAACGGCGGCGCUGAUGGCGCCUGUGAGAACUGGGAGCUCACCAAGGACAUGCUGCUGGAGGACCAAACCCCGAGGAAAGCACCCAAAAGAGCGCUGCUCUCACUCCCGCCCUCGUCCCCGCAAAGAGCCGUUGUGCUGCUGGCCCUGCUGCUGGCCCUCAGCUUUGUGCUCCUCUUGGCUCUUACCAUCGUGAGCAUCCGAAGAGUGUCUGCAGUGCAGGAAGAGCUGGAGCGAACGCGGCUGCAGAACAAGCAGAGCCACGCCACGGCCUGGCACAACCUCUCAGAGGUCCAGCACGCCCUCGAUACGCAGCUCUCGGCCGAGCUCCACGCGAUUCACAGCCGCCUGCUGAACGUGUCGAGAGAAGUGGAGGAGGCGCAGCGGAGCGUGGCGCAGUGCAGAGCGCAGUGUGGGACGGAGCUGUGGGACCGCAUCCGAGCCCUGGAGGGAAGGGACGCCUUGCAGCCGGCUCUGCAGCAGCUGGAGGAGCUGAGGCAGGAGCAGAGCCGCGUAUCCGCGCUGCUCAGCACAACGCUGGAGGAGGCGCAGAACCUCACGGAGAUGUUCUGCACCAGGUGUCCCGCUGGCUGGCAGCAGUUUGCCAAAACCUGCUAUUAUUUCUCCACUGAAAAGAAGUCGUGGAUCGAGGCUCGAGCCGCCUGCUCCAUGCUGGGCGCUCAGCUGGCCAUCGUCAACAGCGAGCUGGAGAACAAAUUUCUGGCCAACCACAUCAUGGAGAUACGGGUUUUCUGGCUGGGCCUGAGCGACAUGCAGAAAGAAGGCUACUGGGAGUGGUUGGACGGCCAGUCCCUCUCUAUCUCGUUUUGGAAGAAAGGCGAACCCAACAACGUGGGGCAGCACGGCGAGGACUGCGCCACCGUGUCCUCCAGCGGCCUUUGGAAUGAUGCCACCUGCACCAGCCCCGAGGCCUGGAUCUGUGAGCGCAGCUGCUGACGGGUUCGAAAUGGGGGAGCAAACAAACGGAAAACCGAGCGCGAGGCGGAGGGCGGCGUUCCGCUGUCGUGACGAGCGUGGAGGAAGUGCUGAGAAUGGGAGAAAAACCAAGAGCAGAUCGGCCAAACGAAGGGGGAAAUUGGUUUCUUUCUGUUUGUUUGGUUGGUUUUUUGACCUACGUGGGGUUUUGCUUUGGAAAAGAAGGAGUCAGCAUGGGAGGAAGCGUCAGGGUGCAGCGCUGCGGUGCUGGGGACGGAGCCGGCGGCGAGGCAGAGAUUUCAGCGCUGUUUGCUCCCCUUUUUCCACCCGUUUUCCCAAAGCUCGACUCGUCGUCCCUCGA